AUGUCAAUUCCCAACUUGUUCCCAACUACAACCAUUGCGAUUGACGCUUCUCCAAAUUUUUUCGACUGUAAACCAAUUUUCCAAUACCUGGUCGUUCUUUUGUUAGGGCAUGCGGUUAGCCAUGAGGCUGGCAUGGCCACUGCGCAUCGCGACGAGCCACUCUCCAAACGUAUAUAUAUGUCCGGGCUUCUUAUCAGGAUAAGGCUACGCCUUGGCCUCAAGGACGCCACUGGCUUAAAGGAGGUUUCGCCACUUUCUCUCGUCCAGCACCUACCGUCCCCAAUAUUAGCCCCCGAGAUAUAUAGAGCAAUCGUCGACGCUCUUGAUCCUCAAGUUGACUUGGACACCCUCCUCACACUUGCUCCCGUGUCAAAGGCCUUUUAUUCGGAAGCAAUCCGGGCCAUCUAUUUCGAUGUUGGCGGCGACAUCUCCAUGUCCACAAAGCGUCACAUCGGUUUCUUAAAGAGCGCAGGCGAGAGUCCAAAGCUCGCGCGUCUCGUCAAACGAUACCAGUUCUCAAUGUAUGAGAGUGACAGAGGCAUGGCCUCCACGGUUUUAAACCUCCUCCAGAGAACCCUUCCUAGAUUGAUCAACCUGAUCCAUUUCUCCUUCACCGGCAAUGGGGUAACCCCCGCGGGGCGGAUUCUCCCGUUCUCCAACUACCACAUGAAGAGCUUCUACUGGCGAGGCGUUCCAGCCGACGAGAAGGAAGUGUCAGCGUUCCUCCUCUGUCAAGAGUCCAUAACCAAGGUCGACACAACAUGGCACGAUACACCACUCCACGAGAACGCGCUCCCAUACCUUGAGCAGCUUCGGGGGCCGGUGACCACCGUUAUUGCCUUCCUCCGCCCCAGGGGCAAGGUCAGGGUGUUGCAUUGGAUACCUGGCACGGAGGACCAUCGCAUUAUUCUGGCUUUGAUUCGAACCACGCUUCCUGCGUUCUCGUCCAUCCGAAUACUCUCUUUUGGGGGUGACGCCGUUGAUAUCUUGUUGUCUGGGAUGAUGAAAUACCUUCAGUCGGUGGAAAUUCUGGAAUUGAUCAGCGCCAAGGGUCUCGACCUUCCAGGUGACGCCUGGCGGAUUCCAAAUCUCAGCGUACUUGUUCUUUCCAAAAUGCGUGGUUGUAUCUGUUCGGUGGUGGGUACCAACCACUUGCAAAUGGCCAAGACGAUGUUUGAGAAGAACCGUAUUUUGGAUCGAAUCGACAUCGUGUUAUUUCCGACAACGUCCGUCCGCAUCAAGGUAUCUAUCUAUCAAUGA
Molecule: messenger RNA, 1260 nt
Organism: Laccaria bicolor S238N-H82
Lineage: Eukaryota; Fungi; Basidiomycota; Agaricomycetes; Agaricales; Hydnangiaceae
Exons: 6
Coding region: 1-1260 (419 amino acids)
Source: RefSeq, a predicted model, not a curated record